AUGGUGCUCCUCGAGGUAGCUGCCGCAACCAACGCAUCUGCGUACUUGUUUGGUGCCAUCUACUACGGCGCGCGUUUCGUGGGCCAGAUCUUGAAGGGCCCGGAGACGGAAAGCUCGGCGGAGCCGCGUGGCGUCGAGUCCACAGCAUGGAGUGCCGACCGCAUACUCGAACAAGCCCGUGCUGACGGCCUGGAAGACCACUUCAGGAACUCCUUCACAGAAGUCCACGCGGCCGAGAAAGAGAAAUGCCUGGCGCAAUUCCGCGAGGAGGAGCUUCCGGACGACCGUGAUGGACAG
Symbiodinium sp. CCMP2592 is the source of this 297-nucleotide messenger RNA. Lineage: Eukaryota; Dinophyceae; Suessiales; Symbiodiniaceae. The record is from the annotation of a GenBank genome assembly.